UUCUUUCUUCCUCUAAUAUUGAUGUAUUUAUUUAAUUGUUUAAUAUAAAUAUAUGGUAUAUAAUGUAACAUGUAUAAGAGAAACAAACUUCUAAUAAUUUCGUUUAACUUUAUCAUGCUGAAUGGCAUUAUUUAAACUAAAUAAUCUCGACGUUGGCUGUACCUGUCGAUAUACAGCAUCGAAUGUGACAUGAAUCGUUGACAAAUAUGCAGUUUCACUGUGAAGACGGCUUAGAAUUAUUAUCAAGAUUCAGGGAGAAACAGUCUUCGAUUAACCUCGACGAAGUUUUAUUUCCCACCGGCGUCAGCAACGACAAACUCAUCGAAAUUAUUGGAGCAUCUUCUACUGGAAAAACUCUGCUGUUAUGUCAGUUUUUAGCAAAAUGUAUAUUGCCCGCGCAAUGUAAGGGAAUCAAAAUCAAUGGAUGCAACAUCUGUGCAAUAAUAAUCGAUACUCUUGGUCAAAUCCAAAUCAGUAAAAUAGCUGAAUUCAUGACUUCUAUGAUACACAAUGCUUAUCAAAAUAUCAGUAUAACACCACCGGUAGAAACGGUGGACUCUAUUGUGAAUAGGUCUCUGAAUAAUUUGACAGUAAUCAGAUGUUGCAGUAACGAUCAAUUCCAAAUAAUUCUAAAUAUGCUGAAAAAUGAGCUUCUUGAUAAUGAAAAGACUGCUCUCUUAGCUAUAGAUAAUAUAUUUGCUUAUUAUUGGCAAGAGAGAUGGAAAAAGGGUAUUCUCAGUAUGGAUUCCUAUGUAAAAAGUUUGGUCAAACAUAUACGAACACACACAUCUCAAUUUAGAAUCGUAACAGUGUAUACACGAUGGGAUAGACCUAUGUCUAAGAAUGAACCAGAUACAAAGGAUUAUCAUAUAUUAGAAGGGAUGGGUGUUAAUUACAAACUGCAGCUUUAUAGAAAUAGAGAAUCUAACAAGUUUAUAUGUCAUUUAAAGUCUAUGGAACAUGCAAAAAAAAUACAUUAUACAAUUUGUAAUUCUGGUAUAAAAUGGACUUUGUGA
This is a messenger RNA of Dinoponera quadriceps, 1016 nucleotides long. RefSeq lists its product as uncharacterized. The transcript has 2 exons. The record is from RefSeq and is a predicted model, not a curated record. Gene Ontology annotation, molecular function: four-way junction DNA binding. Gene Ontology annotation, biological process: double-strand break repair via homologous recombination; DNA strand invasion. Gene Ontology annotation, cellular component: centrosome; replication fork; Rad51B-Rad51C-Rad51D-XRCC2 complex. Bases 207 to 1016 code for a protein of 269 amino acids. Lineage: Eukaryota; Metazoa; Arthropoda; Insecta; Hymenoptera; Formicidae.